CGUGCUUCACGCGACUGGCUCAGGAUGGUAUAGCUGCAUGCUCUGCUGCUGCUGCUGCUGCUGCUCUCCUGGCCAUGUAGGACACCGGCUCUGGCGGGAAUUUUUUGUAUGCGAAUCGAAACCCAUCAAACACAGGGCAUGUGAAGCUGUAAAACGAGCCUGGUCGAGCCUAGUCUGUUAAAGUACAGUAUUGCUGCACAAUCGCUCGAUUUUGCUCAAAAGUGUUUACUAUUGAUAUAAUCUCAAAUCCAUAUUCCCGUUUGAAAUGGCCCCACCAAAGAAGAGGAAUAUUUCAGCAGGUACAGGUGAAGCAACAGCACCAAAACGCUCUAAGGGCAAAACAACUCCCAACCUUGGCUGGGAGUGGGAGGCAAAAAAAGGUGUGUGGAAAGUGUACACCCCUGAGAAUGAAGUGUUAUUAAACAAAGCACUUAAUACUCGUAAGGCUAAGGUGAUAGUCAAAGAUGUAGGUGGAGAAAAAUGUGAUGUAAAACUGGAAGAGAUGGUCCAUGUUAACAGUAAGACAGGAUGGGAAUGCCAGAUGAGAGCUUGCAUCAAAGAUGGUGAUGAAUAUUACCUAUGGCAGUGGCAGGACAAGAAAAAGAAAUGGCAUUGGCAUAAACCAUUGGACUGCAUUGCCCUAGAAAAAGCGUACCAGGCAUCUGAAGACUUCAUUGAUGUAGAUUGCUGGACAGUAGACAUCAAGAACAUGAAGCAAAGCAAUGUCUCAACCAAGGAAAAUGCAACCAUUCAAAGGUUAAAAACAGAUCAUGCAGUGCCCGACACUGGCGAACCAAAUGGGACAUCCAAGAAGCCAGCUGCGAAAAGUGCAAAAUCAUCACCGGUUAAAGUAAAAACCGAGCCAAAAGAUGUAAAAUCAACCAGCAGAUCAGGAUCAAGUGUGAAGAGUGUCCAAAUUAAGGGUAACAGAGUUCCUGUUGAUGCAGACUGUGUUAAGAAGGUUGGCAAAGCACAAGUUUAUGUUGAAGGCAAAGAUGUGUACAAUAUUAUGUUGAAUCAGACAAACGUAGCAAAUAACAACAACAAAUACUACUUACUGCAAUUGUUGGUUGAUGAGGGAAGUCCUAAUUACAGUGUGUGGUUCCGAUGGGGUAGAGUUGGGUAUAAGGGCCAGAAUAGCCUUGUUGAAUGUGGUACAAACCUUGAGCAAGCGAAAAAAUCAUUCACACAGAAAUUUAAAGCAAAGACUAAAAAUGAUUGGGAAUGCAGGGACUUUUUUGAGAAGGUUCCCGGGAAAUAUGACAUGCUGGAGAUGGACUACACUGUGAAGCAUGGUAAAGAUGAAGCAGACAGUGCUGUUGUGAAAGAGGAACCGUCAAUGCAAAUACAUUCCAAACUGGAUAAGAGAGUGCAGGAUGUGAUCAAGAUGAUAUGUAACAUAAAUGCAAUGACCGAGGCUGUUGUUGAGAUGAAGUAUGAUGCAGUGAAGGCACCACUCGGUAAGCUCACAGCUGAACAGAUUAAGUUUGGUUAUCUAGCACUGAAGGAAAUUGAGAAGUGCAUUACCAAAGGGAUUAUCGGAAAGCAGCUAAUUGAAGCAUGCAAUGAUUUCUAUACCAGAAUUCCCCACUGCUUUGGAAUGACAAGACCACCAUUGAUACGUACCAAAGAAGAAUUGAAAGCCAAGAUCAAACUUCUCGAGGCACUGGCAGAUAUACAGAUUGCUCUUACUGUACUCGAAGAAGGCUUGAAUACUAAUGAACACCCAAUUGAUAACCAAUAUCAUUCAUUAAAAUGUGAACUAAAACCACUAGAGAAGGACAACCCAGAUUUUAAGAUGGUUAAUCAGUAUGUACAGAACACCCACGCAAAAACACAUGCUCAUUACAAGCUGGAGGUGAUGGAUGUUUUUGAGAUGGAGAAGGAGGGAGAAAAAGACCGCUUCAAAGAUGUUGGCAACAGGAUGCUUUUAUGGCAUGGUUCGCGACUGACAAAUUUUGCUGGCAUCAUGAGCAAGGGGCUAAGAAUAGCUCCACCUGAGGCCCCUGUCACAGGCUACAUGUUUGGGAAAGGUGUUUAUUUUGCUGACAUGUCAUCUAAGUCUGCUAAUUAUUGUUUUGCUACAAGUAGUAAAGAUGUUGCCUUCAUGUUACUUUGUGAGGUUGCCUUGGGAACACCUAAUGAAUUACUUGCUGCAGACUACAGGGCAGACAAACUGCCUCAUGGGAAACACAGUGUCAAAGGUCUUGGCAAGAUGGCCCCUGAUGCCACAAAAUCCCAUGUCAUGUCAGAUGGAACUGUUGUGCCUUUGGGCAAGAGCAAUGACACUGGUGUGGUGAAUCCUUCCGGUUACACCCUCAAUUACAACGAGUACAUUGUCUACAACACCAGUCAAAUCAAGAUGAGAUAUCUGAUCAAGUUGAAGUUCAAAUUUUGAUUAUGUGUGCUGAAAAAUUAAGUAUCAUAAAUUUUGAUGCGGUUUUUUUGUACAUUAUGCUAUGUAAAAAUAUAAAAUUUUGUGAAAAACAUUAAUGAAUAAUGCAUGAAACCAUAACAUAGCAUAUACCAAGAAAGGAAUCAACGCCACUGUUCAUAAGGUUGCUAUACAUAUAGUUCGCUAGUCAUACUGUAACUCAUAAAGCUCUUUACAAACAAUUUGCUGCUGGUCAAGAAAAAUAAAGCUGUUAGUCAUUGUAGUGCCAAUUAAAAUUUUAUCAAAGUCGUAUGCUGUCAUGCAUGUGCUGUCUCAACAAUGUUAUUGGUAAAUUUGAAGAUAUGAGAUAGAUCUGAGUAGAUCUGUAAUUCGCAACUGUCUAGUACUACUACUAGUAGUAGUCUAUAGGGUAAGCUAAUGUUCAAGUGACGUUCUGGUAUAGGGUAAGCUAAUGUGGUCUAGCAACCUUCUGGUGUAGGGUAACCUAAUGUUAUGACUAGCGACCCUCUGAUACAGGGAAGCUAAAGUUAUAACUAACAAACAUAAUGAACGUUAUACCGUUAAAGGCAAGUUUUAACACUAAAUUACCAGAGGCUGAAUACUUAAGUUAAACACACACAAAUGGCAACAUAUAUUGAGGUUUGCAUUGUUAAAAACAAUGCUGACCUAUUGACUUGCUGAUACCAAAUUUGCAUUAUGUAUUUGCAAAAUGUGUUUUUUCAGAAGCUGUUGUGUGCUUGGUAUAUUCACAAAUUUGUAUUGUGCAUCUAAUAUUUGAAACACCUUGUAAGGUAGAAAAGCUAUUCCAAUAUUUAACAGCAGUUGCAAUUGUAGUAGAGCCAAUAUGUAAAUAGCUAUUAUUUUCCUUAAAGAAUUAUUUAAAAAAAUGAAAAUGUUA
This is a messenger RNA of Anneissia japonica, 3293 nucleotides long. Its product is annotated as poly [ADP-ribose] polymerase 2-like. NCBI's taxonomy places the organism in Eukaryota, Metazoa, Echinodermata, Crinoidea, Comatulida, Comatulidae. Bases 266 to 2398 code for a protein of 710 amino acids. The transcript has 15 exons. The record is from RefSeq and is a predicted model, not a curated record. Gene Ontology annotation, molecular function: zinc ion binding; NAD+ poly-ADP-ribosyltransferase activity.